Vitrella brassicaformis is the source of this 2285-nucleotide messenger RNA. NCBI's taxonomy places the organism in Eukaryota, Vitrellaceae. The record is from the annotation of a GenBank genome assembly.
AUGGACGACAUUGAUGCAGGGCGACACAGCAGCUCAGAUUAUGUGGACCUGCUGGCGAGCCAGAUGGAUGAGUUUGCAGCCACCGUGCGGUCACUCGGCAGCCGGCAAGAGAUGAAGACUGAGGCAGGGUCUGCUGCUGAGAGGGAGGACAAGGCAGUGGCGGGGUCGGCGUCUCCUACAUUUGAUGGUGAUGCGUUCAAGGCGCUGCCGGCGAGGGAGCAGGUCUACCGGCUCACACGCGUCGCCAACCAGUUGCAGGUGGGCAAAGUCGCACUGCUCUCUGUGUGUGGCCUGACGUAGAUCUGUGUGGCUGGCUGCCUGUGUGGUUCUUUCGUCCUGUUUUUCUGCAGGCCGUGUUGGCUGACACCAACGCCGUGUGCCGCCAGAUCCGACAAUCAAAGACCACCGGUGAGUGAGUGAGGGACUCAGGGCACUAAGUACAUCAUUGGGGGACACACAUACACACAGACUGUCUGUCUGUCUGUCUGUCUGUCUGUGUGUCGGUUGCAGGUGGUUUGGACAUGAAGACAGUGGUGGACUACGCCUUCCGCAUCGCGGGCACCACCUGCGCGCCGCCCGGUUGGGACGAGCAGUACAUGUACAACCCGCCCAACAAGACCCCCUAUGUGACGGCCGAGGGGCCCGACGGCCAGCCGGUUGUCGCCAACAACGCCUUCCCCACCCACCCCUACUGCUACCCAACGGACGAGUGGGUGCGCGAGUCAUGCCUCUUCAACCACAUGCAGCUCAGAGGUCAGUCAGUCAGUCAGUCGACAGAUGGCCCAUCUGAUCUGGUGUGAUGUGAUUGAUUGUGUUGUGACAUUGGUCGUGCAGCGGUGCCUCCGACGGUGACGGUGACCAAAGCUGAGGGAGAGCCCAUGACUGUCGUUGUAAGCCUGGCUGGCUGGGAGGGAUGCACAGUCAGUGAGUGAGUGAGUAGUGAGUGAGUCACGAUGGAUGGCUGUGCCGUGCGUGACGUGACUCAGGUGCAUUUGGCCACGCCGACGGAGGGUGCGCAGAUCUACUACCAGAUCGACCCCACCAUCGACGACGCAUCGGCCGCACAAGGGCCAGGCCCCGACAACGCUGCACCGGUGCAUGCACACAGCAUCCCAAAUCUUGCUCGUCAAGUGGAUGGAUACAUACACGUGUGAUUGCAAUAAUGAGUGUGUGUGAUGAUAUGAUUCACCCAUACAGUAUGACCCGAAUAUGCCUCCGAGGGUAUCUGGUGCAGGACGACACUUCCUGCGGGCACAGGCCUUCAGACUGGGUGAGCGCCUGACUGAAUGCGCGGAUGUCAUAUUGGUGUUGAUCAAAUGUGUGUGUGUGUGUGUGUGUGUGUGUGUGUGCACAGGCUCGGCCAAGGGCUCAGGCUAUGUGCAGCAGCAAGUCGACAUAGAGGACGAGAGUGGGGCAAGACGCACACGACCACACACACGCAUCCCAUUGUCUGUCUGUCUGUCUGUCUGUGUCUGUCUAUCAGCCAGUGCUGCCAGUGUCCAGCAGCAGCAGCAGCCGCAGCCACCACCUCCCUCUCUCGACGUGUCAGCAGUGGGCGGCCUGGCCGCCCGGCGGGCAGACAGGACGCCCAUCAGCGCCAUGCGCACCCUGUCGUGGCGAGAGGGGUACGUGAGCCCACGUGUAUAUAACGUAGGCGUUGGUGCAGUAUCCGUGCCCCUGUUUGUCGGUGUGUCCCGUCCCACAUCACAUGCAUUGCAGGCAGACCCCCUCUGGCACUGAGGAGCGGGCGGCCAAGCGGGCGAGAGGGCAAGACCUCUUCAGGUCAGUCGAUUGUGGGUGGGUGGGUGAGUGAGGUGCACCAUCUGUUUAUCUCUGUGUGUGUGCGGGGGGGCACCGGUCUGUCCAUCUGUGUGCUGUGUGUGUCAGUUCUCUGCAUCUAGGAGGUAUGGAUGAGGACGAGGAGGGCUCAUCGCCGUCUCACUUCGGCGGCAUGUCCCCCGCCAUGCCCUCCAGGGGCGUAUCGGCCGCUGCUAGUGCUGCCGAUGCCGCUGGUGCUGGUGACGAGCCGCCAUCGGCCCCCCAACAACAGCAGCAGCAGGAGGGGGAUGGCGAGGAGCCGUUAGGGAGCGGGGGAGGUGGUUACUCAUCGAGCAGCUCCUCUAGUAGUGGCGAAAGUAAAGACGACGAGUGAGGCAUAGCUGACGUGUGUGUGUGUGUGUAUGGAGGGGUGGAUAAUCACAUGGACUCACUGCAGUGCACUCACUCUCAAGACAGACAGACUCCCAUGUUUACUUCCGCGCGAGUCUUGAUUCCCCGUGCGCGCA